GCUCGUGGCAUCGCCUGGUGCCCGCGUGUCAGAAGACUACUGUCCCAAUGUUUCAACUAGGGAUAAAAAAAUUAAGUCUAAAUCGACGAUUAUACUCACUUUUAAACUGUGUGUGAAAGUUAUAGCCUAUCGACGUUUUUGUGGACUCGAUGGCAUCAGUCGGGUGCUUCGUUUUACAUUAGGAUAACAGUCUUUUGAUCUAGUCAAUUUUUUUAUCGAGAACGGAUAACGAGGAGGAAGAUACUUCGACCAUGGUUGUGUUUACACAGAAUGACUGAAACUAUAUUUUCAAAGAGCAACCGACGCAAGCGGGAUGUACAUUUAUGGAUGGUCUUGGUAGGGCACAUUGGAACUAUAUUACUGUGCGAAUAGCCUACAAUUGACUUUUGCUUCCAAGACUCUACCUUUCGUUCUACCUUUGGGUCUGGAGAUUGUGGUUCUGUCUCUCUGGGAUUGUAGUUUUGUGGGAGAGUGUGGUGUCAUGUCUUGGAGAUAGACCUUGCUAUGACUCUGGUUUGGAAAAUAACUCGUGGAAGGUGUGCAGCGGGUUACAGACAGGAAGGACUCGACCUCGGCAACUGAUAGGCAACCACCGUUUUUACCGAGCGUAAUGCACCUGGCAUGAAGACAGAGAAUGGAUAUUAUUUGGGAACUAUUUGUUAUUCUUCACGCCAAUUUCAUCAUCUGUGUAUCAGCUCAGCCAAAUGCACCUAAAAUACAUGAGGGAUGGUGGGCAUACAAGGAGGUGGUUCAAGGGAGCUUUGUACCAGUGCCGUCAUUCUGGGGGCUAGUGAACUCAGCGUGGAACCUGUGCUCCGUGGGGAAGAGGCAGUCUCCCAUCAACAUCGAGACCAGCCACAUGAUCUUUGACCCCUUCCUCACGCCCAUCCGGCUCAACACGGGAGGACGCAAGGUGGGCGGGACCAUGUACAACACGGGUCGCCACGUCUCACUGCGAAUGGACAAGGAGCACCUGGUGAACAUCUCCGGUGGACCAAUGACGUACAGCCACCGCCUGGAGGAGAUCCGGCUGCACUUCGGGAGCGAGGACGGACAGGGCUCUGAACACCUGCUCAACGGACAAGCCUUUUCAGGAGAGGUUCAACUUAUACACUACAACCACGAGCUGUAUACCAACUACACAGAGGCAGCCAAGAGCCCCAACGGACUGGUCAUAGUGUCUAUAUUUAUGAAGAUUGCGGAGACUUCAAAUGCAUUCCUGAAUCGAAUGUUGAACAGAGACACCAUCACAAGAAUAACAUAUAAAAAUGAUGCAUAUUUACUGAUGGGCCUGAACAUCGAGGAGAUUUACCCAGAAACCUCUAGUUUUAUCACAUAUGACGGGUCGAUGACCAUCCCGCCUUGCUUUGAGACGGCCACGUGGAUCCUGAUGAAUAAGCCAGUGUACAUCACACAGAUGCAGAUGCACUCCUUACGGCUGUUGAGUCAGAACCAGCCGUCUCAGAUCUUCCUGAGUAUGAGUGACAAUGUUCGCCCUGUCCAACCUCUGAACAACCGCUGCAUCCGGACCAACAUCAACUUCAGCAUGCAGGGCAAAGACUGUCCCAACAACAGGGCCCAGAAGCUUCAGUACCGAGCCAAUAUAUCUGGGCAACUGCUGCACAAAAUGUGAAUUUUACCCCUGAAGCAUAUAUACAGUGAGGGCAAGAGUGAAUGAGUGGCUGCUAAAGUAGUCUCUCUCUUGGAUGAGCACAGGAACAAGACACAAAGACAGAGAGAGAGGGGGGGAGAGAGAGA
Molecule: messenger RNA, 1758 nt
Organism: Coregonus clupeaformis (lake whitefish)
Lineage: Eukaryota; Metazoa; Chordata; Actinopteri; Salmoniformes; Salmonidae
Product: carbonic anhydrase-related protein 10
Exons: 11
Coding region: 635-1633 (332 amino acids)
Molecular function (GO): carbonate dehydratase activity; zinc ion binding
Source: RefSeq, a predicted model, not a curated record